This is a messenger RNA of Sardina pilchardus (European sardine), 3282 nucleotides long. RefSeq names its product mitotic arrest deficient 1 like 1 (gene mad1l1). Bases 109 to 2250 code for a protein of 713 amino acids. Lineage: Eukaryota; Metazoa; Chordata; Actinopteri; Clupeiformes; Clupeidae. The record is from RefSeq and is a predicted model, not a curated record. The transcript has 18 exons. Gene Ontology annotation, cellular component: nuclear envelope; kinetochore; mitotic spindle. Gene Ontology annotation, biological process: mitotic spindle assembly checkpoint signaling; attachment of mitotic spindle microtubules to kinetochore.
UCUCUGGAUUGACUGCAGCCACCGUCAGAUCAGUCGCAGAAGGAGAACUCGCCGUCGAGGAGGGAGAUCCAAAGCUGUCGAAAUCCGUCGAGUCCGUUGAACGGGAGAAUGGAGGAUUUGAGCGACGAUACGACCGUGUUCUCCAUGCUGAAGUCGUUCAAGAGCUCCAUGGCGCGGCCCGAACGCUCGCAGUCACAGCCUACUACCUAUGGAUCUGGCAGCGACUUGGGCAAACUAUACACACAUAAGAUGGAGAUGGAGGAGUCAGCGAAGCGCAUCCACUCCCACACCAGCCUGUUGCAGCUCUCUCAGGAGAAACAGCAGAUGGAGCUGAGCCACAAGAGAGCUCGCAUAGAGCUGGAGACCAUAGCCCACAGUAGCUCCAGAGACCUGCAGCGUGAGGUGGAUAAGAACCAGGACCUUCAGAUGCGGAUUCGUCGUCUGGAGGAGAAGGAGGCGGAGACUGGGCGGAGCCUAACAGAGCAGGUGGAGUCAAACAAGCAGCUGAAGCUGAAGAUCGACCAGCUGCAGAAACACCUGGAGGAGAAGGACAACUUAAUAACACAGGCCAACCAGACUGCCGCUUGUCUAAAAGAUGAGCAGAGAGAUUUGAAACAGCAGCUUCAAACUCAGCAGUGCAAAGUCAACACCUUGAACCUGGACAAAGACUCACUACAGGACCAGCUAGACCACCUGCGCAAGAAGUUCCAGGAAGCCAGUCAACGGCUGCAGAACGUCCAAGCUUCCGAGACAUCCAAUGAGGAGGGCCUGCUCAAGAUCAGGGAGCUGGAGCGGCGGUUGGCCAUGCAGGAGCAGGACUCUCUGAUCGUGCGGAACAUGAAGGGCGAGGUGGCCCGGGUUCCGGAACUGGAGAGAGAACUCAAGCGCCUCCGUGAGGACAACGCCUACCUCAGAGAGACCCGUGAAAAUAGCUGUCUGCUGAAGGAGGAGGUGGAAGGACUGAGGAAGAAGCUGGAACGCAUGGAGCAGACCAGGGAGGAGCUACUCAACAUGGAGCUGCAGAAAGAGAAACUUGUGGCGAAGCUUCAGGCCUGGGAACAUCUUGGACAGAACACUGGUCUCAAUAUCAGGAAGCCUGAAGAUCUCUCCAGAGAAGUGAUUGACAUUCAGCAGCGAGAGAUCAUCCUGAAGCAAGACAACUACAAACUAUCCAGCAGCCAUCGGUCUCUGGAACGUUCCUGUGCAGAUCUGCGUUCAGAGCUUUUGAGCUUGAGGACGAAGUCUUUGGAGGACCACAAGAAAAAAGACACUCAGGACGCCCUGGUGCGCCGCCUUCAGAAGAGAGUCUUACUGCUCACCAAGGAGAGAGAUGGCAUGAGGGCUAUCCUGGAGUCCUAUGACAGUGAGUUGGCCAGUUCAGAGUACUCACCCCAGCUGACCCGCAGACUGAAGGAGGCUGAGGAGCUUCUACAGAGAGUCCAGACCUACAACACAGACAUGGAGGCUCAAAUCUCUAAAGCUCUAGAUGAAGCUGCAUCCUUUAAACUUCAAGCACAAACGGCCGUGCUGGAGCUGGACUCUCUGAAGCAGCAGCAGGCCUCGGCCUCUGAGGGGAACACCCCGGCAACCAAUGAGGAGGUGCAGGUCCUCAGGCUGAAAGUGGAGGAACUGGAGUCUGAGCGCCAGCGUCUAGAAGAGCAGAACAACAUCCUGGAGAUGAGACUGGAGAGACACAACCUACAGGGCGAUUACGACCCGGUGAAGACCAAGGUGCUCCACCUGCGCUUCAACCCCACCAGCGUUGCCAAGCAACAGCGGCAGGAGGAGGCGGAGCAGCUGAGGGAGGAGCUUAACCAACUCCGAGAGCUGCUGCGCUCGGGAGCCAUGGCAACCAGCGACACCCCGCUCAACAUCCCGCCCACACAGGAAGUACUUGACCUGCGUAAGGCGGUGGAGAGUGCGGAGCUGAAGAACCUGCGGCUGAAGGAAGUGUUCCAACGCAAGAUCCAGGAGUUCCGCACCGCCUGCUACGUGCUCACGGGGUUCCAGAUCGACAUCACCACCGAGAACCAGUACCGCCUCACGUCCGUCUACGCCGAGCACAUGGACGACUCACUCCUCUUCAAGGCUAGUGGGGCGGUGGGCAGUGGCAGUAUGAAUCUGCUGGAGUCGGACUUCUCCCGUAGCCUGCAGGAGAUGGUGGAGCUGCACCUGUUCCACCAGAAGAGCAUCCCGGCCUUCCUCAGUGCCGUCACACUCGAGCUGUUUAGCAGACAGACCACCGUCUAACACACACACACACACACACACAGUGGAGCUGCACCUGUUCCACCAGAAGAGCAUCCCGGCCUUCCUCAGCGCCGUCACACUCGAGCUGUUUAGCAGACAGACCACCGUCUGACACACACACACACACACACACACACACACACACACACACACACACAGUGGAGCUGCACCUGUUCCACCAGAAGAGCAUCCCGGCCUUCCUCAGCGCCGUCACACUCGAGCUGUUUAGCAGACAGACCACCGUCUAACACACACACACACACACACAUACACACACACACACACACACACACACACACAGUGGAGCUGCACCUGUUCCACCAGAAGAGCAUCCCGGCCUUCCUCAGCGCCGUCACACUCGAGCUGUUUAGCAGACAGACCACCGUCUAACACACACACACACACACACACACACACACACACAGUGGAGCUGCACCUGUUCCACCAGAAGAGCAUCCCGGCCUUCCUCAGCGCCGUCACACUCGAGCUGUUUAGCAGACAGACCACCGUCUAACACACACACACACACACACACACACACACACACACACACACACACACACACACACACACACACACACACACACACACACACACACACACACACACACACAGUGGAGCUGCACCUGUUCCACCAGAAGAGCAUCCCGGCCUUCCUCAGCGCCGUCACACUCGAGCUGUUUAGCAGACAGACCACCGUCUGACACACACACACACACACACACACACACACACACACAGUGGAGCAGCACCUCUUCCACCAGACCACUGUCUAAUACACACACACACACACACACAGGGUAUCAUGGUUGCUGUUGUUUCUGGGCUUGAUUGUGUUAUGUUUUUCUUUCUUUAAUUAGUAUGAUGAGACUUGGAAUAGUGUGUGUCAGUGAGACUUCAUAGACUUGUGAACAUGAGCGUGUGUGUGUGUGUGUGUGUGUGUGUGUGUGUGUGUGUGUGUGUGUGUGAGAGAGAGAGAGAGUAAUAGGACUUCAUAGACUUGUCAACAUGAACUACAACAUGAUAAUAAAA